AUGUUCUUAUUACUAUUAUUACUUAUUUCGUUGGGGUAUAGCAUUCCACCACCAACAACUAUGGCACCUAAUGCAAUGUCUCCACAACGACCAUUUGCUAUGAACACACAAGAGUUGGAGCGUCAGAUGUUAGAGAAACAUAACCAAGACUUACGAUUUUUAGUCGAUAAAUAUCUGUUAGACCAACAAAUGAAAGGAUCACUACGAAACGCUAAUCGACGACUUUUCAGAGAAAUGAAAUUAAACAAUUUGGACGCAAAGGCGACGUUUCACCGCACUUUAGCGAUGCGGGGGUCGUCUCCAAAUUACAAACCGUCGAUUGAUAAGUGGCACCAACUCGAGUUGAACUCCAAGUUCCUUCGACGUAUAGCAAAGACUUCACUUCAUAACAAUUUGGACUAUACCGGCUUAUAUACAAAAGCAUUCAAAGGUGAUGUGAACUUCCCAUUACUCAAACAUAUCUACAAACGGGCCGAUUUCUUGAAGACAGGCCCGAAUAAAGCGUUCAACACUUUUAUUCGGCCAGACGGAGAUCUUUCUAUUGAUGACAUCGACACCGACGCUAAUUAUUGGGCUAACAAAUACUUCGCGAGAAAAUAA
Molecule: messenger RNA, 600 nt
Organism: Entamoeba invadens IP1
Lineage: Eukaryota; Evosea; Mastigamoebida; Endamoebidae
Exons: 1
Coding region: 1-600 (199 amino acids)
Source: RefSeq, a predicted model, not a curated record